AUGAUGUUCCAGUUUAGCAAGUUUAUUUUGGCUGCCCUCGCAUUCAUCUUUGCUGGUCAAGUUGCGGCAGCACCGAUGCCGAUGCCGUUGCAGCGCUCCCUUGUGGGUCGUAUGGACCCCGUCGAUGCGCUUGUAGUCAAGCGACUGGACAUCAAUACCUUCCCUGAGGCAAGUCCCGCCAUGGUCCCGUCCGGUGUAAUACAGGCAUUCCAUAAUGGCAAGCGGACAACUCCUACCCUUGACAUCAAUACCUUCCCCGAAGCGAGUCCCGCUAUGGCGCCAUCAGGCGUCAUCCAGGCCUUCCACAAUGGCAAAAGAGCAGACCUCGACAUCAAUACCUUCCCCGAGGCGAGUCCUGCCAUGGCGCCCUCCGGGGUUAUUCAGGCCUUCCACAACGGCAAACGACAGAACCUUGAUAUCAACACUUUCCCUGCCCAAAGUGCUGCCAUGGCACCUAGUGGUGUCAUUGAGCCGUUUCAUAACAAGCGUGGUAAUGCCGAUAUCGAUGCAAUCCUGGUUGCUACCCCUAUCAUCACACCAGCGCCGGUUGGAUAUGGCAAACGUGCUGAUCUCGACGUCAAUACGUUCCCGGCGGCCAGUCCUGCCAUGGCACCGUCAGGCGUCAUUGAAGCGUUCCACAAUUAG
Messenger RNA from Fibroporia radiculosa, 645 nucleotides. RefSeq lists its product as uncharacterized. NCBI's taxonomy places the organism in Eukaryota, Fungi, Basidiomycota, Agaricomycetes, Polyporales, Fibroporiaceae. Bases 1 to 645 code for a protein of 214 amino acids. The record is from RefSeq and is a predicted model, not a curated record. The transcript is spliced from 2 exons.